CUUCAAACACCACCACCACCACCACACACGCGCAGACACACGCACGUCCGUCUGUCUGCCGGUGGUCUGUCUGUCUAUCGGUUGGCCUUGGCGACCCGCUCGAUCUCGUCCUUCUUCUUGAUGGCGUAGCUGUUGGAGCUCUCCUUGGCGCAGUUGAUGAUCUCGUCAGCCAGGCACUCGGCAAUCGUUUUGAUGUUGCGGAACGCACUCUGACGCGCGCCUGCACGCACAGAGGUCACACAGAGGGGGAGGGAGAUACAGAGGUGACAGAAGGGUGGGUGGCUGUGGGUACCUACCGUAGCAGAUGAGGUAGAUGGCCUGGUUGACACGUCUGAGUGGCGACACGUCCACGGCCUGCCGCCGCACCACACCGGCCGAACCGAUACGCGUCGAAUCCUCGCGCGGACCGCCGUUCUUGACAGCCUCGACCAACACCUACAGCCACCACACAAGAGAGAGGGGUGCUGAUCUGACUGAUCUGAUGUGCGUCUUCUGGCGUCUGUGUGGGUGUGACUGACUGACCUGCACGGGGUUCUUGUCAGUGAGAAGGUGGAUGAUCUCGAAGGCGUGCUUGACGAUCCGGACGGCCAUGGCCUUCUUGCCGUUGUUGCGUCCGUGCAUCAUCAUGGAGCACACGAGGCGCUCGACGAUGGGGCACUGGGCCUUCCUGAAGCGGCGGGACUGCCAUCGGCCGGCCGUGUGGGGCAGGUACACCGAGGCCCUGUCCUUGUAGCUGAUGUAGUCCACCAAGGAGAGGUCGGACGUGUUGACGUCCAGGUAGCUCCACUUGCCGAACAGGCGAACGUCCGCCAUGAUGACACUGACUGACACAACCCGACAGACAACCACACACGCAGAUCUGUCACUGUACGGCCGUCUGAGGGCUUGUCUGUCCGACCUGGCUUCCUUCUUGCUUCCUGAGUGCGUGUGUGCCCACCUGCAAGGCCUCUGUGGCGCUCCUUCCGUG
Vitrella brassicaformis is the source of this 967-nucleotide messenger RNA. Lineage: Eukaryota; Vitrellaceae. The record is from the annotation of a GenBank genome assembly.